This is a messenger RNA of Gryllus bimaculatus (two-spotted cricket), 2792 nucleotides long. The record is from the annotation of a GenBank genome assembly. NCBI's taxonomy places the organism in Eukaryota, Metazoa, Arthropoda, Insecta, Orthoptera, Gryllidae.
CUGACAACCAAGAACAUGGCCGAGGGUCUCCCCGGCGCAAGAAGAGAUUUUGGAGCGAGUGAACAUACUGGUUAUACUGUGUUGUUGUAUCCUCUGACUGCUACAAAGUUCGAGCCAGAAAGCAUGGACACACUAAUAGUGAAUGCUGUGUCAGAGAGUAUCGUUGGUGCGGUUGGUGCUUCGUAGCACGUUAUAUAUACUAAUAUCAAAGAUGUUAUAGCUAAUUACUAUGAGUAGUUAAAAGAUCUUUGAGGUGGACAUAGUGCAAAACAUCGGCAAUAGUGGGCGCAGAGAGUAUAGGACCAGGACCAGACGUGAACUCACGCAACUCACGGGGACUGUCAAUUGAAGGUUCGCCAUUUCUUGAAUUUGUUUACAGGAUCUUCUGAAUUAAAUUACUGUUUCAAUAUGGGUUGCGAUGGUGGCACAAUUCCUAGGCGUGACGAGUUGGUAAGAACGAAGAAGAAGCCUGAACAGAAAGACAAAGACUCAGAAUUGUCAUUUAGAUGGCAGCAUUGUGCAAUAAGUCAGCAACCGUUGCAACAGCCUAUCGUUGCUUGUGGGCUGGGAAGAUUAUACAACAAAGAUACAGUCAUUGAAGGUCUUUUGGAUAGAAGCUCUUUACCUGAAGUAGCUCAACACAUAAAGAAUUUGAAGGAUGUAAAGGAAUUGAAACUGACUCCUAAUCCAGCAUUCAAAAACUCUGCAGAGAAGGGUGAUGCCUACAUUGAUCGACAAUGUUCUCCAUACAUCUGCCCAGUUAUAGGUUUGGAAAUGAAUGGAAAAUUUAAAUUUGUAUUUUCGUGGUCUUGUGGCUGUGUUGUGUCAGAAAGAGCACUGAAGGAAAUACAAACAAAAGUCUGUCAUAAGUGUCAACAACCAUUUUUGGAAGAAGACAUUGUGAUACUGAAUGCCACAGAUGAUGAUCAGGAUCUCAUGGUGACCAGACUGGAUAGUAGACAGGCUCGUUUAAAGGCAGAGAAGAAAGCAAAAAGUGAAGCAAAAGCAAAGGCUAAAGCCAGCACAUUAACUACAACUGGUCCUGAUCCAACUCCUAGCACAAGUGGUAGUACUGUUGAAAUAGACAAAAAGCCAGUAGAAUUGAAGAAUAAUGGUGUCCAGAAAAUUGAUAUGCAAAAGGCUGAUAAAAAGUCAGACACAAGCAAAAUCAGUGUGAAAGGUCCUAAGAGAUUGGGUUCAGAAGCAGAUUUGGUAGACCCUGAAUUUAAGAAGACAAAAGGCUCCUACAGCAUUGCAAAGGAUCCAAAUGCUUCUAAAGUUUAUAAGUCUCUGUUCACUUCCCAUUCUAGAGCAAGCCAACAAACGAAGGCCCAUUGGGUUACAUACAAUCCAUUCUACAAUUAAAUAACUUCUUUGUAUUAUGUUUAAGGAAUAAAUGUAUGUAAUGCUUCAUUUGUAUUUUGUCAUUAUCCAAUUACAAUUGCAGUAAGCAAUUAAAUAAGAAACAGCCAAAAAAUAAAGAAAAAUAAAAGGACAAGUAACAGUACAAAAUGCUUAAUUUACAACCAUGUUAGCUCUUCUGCUUCUCUUUCUUGCUGGCUUCCGCUUCAGCUUCCUUCUUUUCAUAAUCAGCAAUGAGUUGUUCAACUUCCUUUGCUGUUAAUAUUCUUAUUUUUGUUUUGUUGUUUUCUCGGGUUAGAGUUGCCAUCUCCACUACAAAAGAAACGUCAAAAUAUGAGAGUGCACAGAAACUGAAGUGACUUCUCACAAUUACUAUAGACUUUGAAAAUAUUCUCCAAAUAUGAAACGCUCAAUUGAAACUGUCCAAUAACUGAUUAUAUUAAAAAAUGCUUAAUGUGUAUCGUUUAUUGUUCACAUGGAUAAGAGAUCUUAUUGAUUUGCAUAUUUCCUAGUAAAAAACCCUUUUAAUGAAUGAUACUAAGUUUUCCAGAUUUGGUUUAAUAUACAGGAGGGGGGGGUGUGUGAAAACUAGUGUGAAUAUGUCAAAUGUACAUGCAGCUUAAGGCUGGUCAUUUUUGCAAAAAUGCUAUUACACCCAUUCCAGGUUCAGAGCACAAAUGAGUCAUUUAUUAAUUUCUGUUUGUAUAAAAUAUUUUUCCAAAAGAUGCUGAAGAAUUCCAGACAGAGGGACCUGAAGGUUUAUUUAAGACUGUACAACGAAAUUCCUCAUCCAUUUGAUCGUAAAGUUUAGAAGUAGAUAUCUAGUUUACUUUUGAAAAUGAUGAAUGAUAUUUCUCACCCCGGAAUAUAAUUUCCCUUAGACAUGAAGUAUACCGUACUACAUAAACAUCACAUUAAGAAUGUGAAUAGAAACUGAUUUUUUGAGAAUCAACUGAUGUCAAAAAAGAAUAAAACUUGUUUGAUGUUCAACUUUAUAUGGAUCAUUUCACACAACUUUAGACUUAACAGCUACGUAACUUGAAUUAUUAGCAAGCAAGAUAGAUUUUAUGUAAUUGUUAUAGGGUGAUAUGCAUUAUAAUAAGCACCUCUUUUAUGUAUUAAUUUGUUUUCUUGUAACCUCUUUCCUGCUCAUUUGUAACACGCUCACAAACAACCGUUGAUUACAUUACAGGGUUUUGACUAUGGAUUAGCCUAUGGUAUUAAUGGAAUGUACCUGGGUUGGAAAUUUAAAAUAGUUAUAAAAAUAAUCAUUGGAAUAAAAAAAUAUUCUCUCUUUAAACGUUACCUUUCUCUGCCGUCAAUUUUGUCAUGUCCAAUGUUUUAGCUAAUACUUUGAUGGCAAGGGACUUUGCUUCUGCUAAUGUAGUUUCACCUUCUUUGUAUUCUUGUUUGAGACUGGAUACUGCAGC